AAAUGGUUUUGCUUGAUGUCUGAUUUGAUUAUUGAUAUUUUGUUAUUGAAAUUUCUUCAACUAUGUUUUGAAUUCCACUGUUCUUCUAAGCAUUUGAUUAAUGUUAUUGGAGAAAUAAAUGAUCUGAUUAUUUUUCCUUUACAUCCAAGGAAAUUGGAGAAAGAAUUAUCAGGAGGAAGAACUCAUUUUGUUCAGACUUGUGGUCUGCCAAUAAGUACUUACUUCAGUGCAUUAAAGGUACUAUGGUUGAUGGAAAAUGUGGAUGCUGUUAAACAGGCUAUUGAAAAAGGAGAUGCUCUGUUUGGAACUAUAGAUACUUGGCUAAUCUGGAAUUUAACUGGUGGAGUGAAGGGCGGCUUGCAUGUGACUGAUGUCUCUAAUGCAUCUCGGACUAUGCUCAUGAAUAUCAAAACUCUUGAUUGGGAUAAACCCACAUUGGAAACCCUCGGAAUUCCUGCUGGAAUUCUGCCCAAAAUUGUAAGCAACUCUGAGAUUAUUGGAAAUGUUGGGAAGGGGUGGCCAGUUACUGGUCUUCCAAUUGCAGGAUGUCUUGGUGACCAGCAUGCUGCAAUGUUAGGACAAGCAUGUAGAAAGGGUGAGGCCAAAAGCACAUAUGGAACUGGUGCUUUCAUACUUCUCAACACCGGCGAGGAUGUAAUUCAGUCAAAGCAUUGGCUUCUAACCACUCUGGCUUUUAAGCUUGGCCCAAAAGCACCUACUAAUUAUGCUUUAGAGGGUUCCAUUGCUAUUGCUGGAGCUGCAGUUCAGUGGCUUAGAGAUAGUCUUGGGAUAAUUAGUAGUGCAAGUGAGAUUGAGGAACUUGCAAAGCAGGUUGAGUCAACUGGUGGCGUGUAUUUUGUGCCUGCUUUUAAUGGACUGUUUGCUCCAUGGUGGCGUGAUGAUGCUCGUGGGGUUUGCAUUGGGAUCACAAGGUUUACAAAUAAGGCUCACAUUGCUCGUGCUGUACUUGAAAGCAUGUGUUUUCAAGUUAAAGAUGUGUUGGAGUCAAUGCACAAAGAUGCAGGGGAGAAAGGUGAACAUAGGAAUGCAAAGGGGGAGUUCUUGCUUAGAGUGGAUGGUGGUGCAACUGUUAACAACCUUCUGAUGCAAUCUCAGGCAGACUUGUUGGGAUGCCCAGUUGUGAGACCAGCUGAUAUAGAGACAACUGCUCUUGGAGCGGCCUAUGCUGCUGGUUUGGCUGUUGGGGUUUGGAAAGAGGAGGAGAUAUUUGCUUCUGGAGAAAAGGUUAAGAUGACGGAUACCAUUUUCCGCCCCUUAAUAGAUGAAAACCUAAGGAAGAAGAAGGUGGAUUCUUGGUGCAAAGCUGUGGAACGAACUUUUGGCUUGGCUGAUCUUUCAAUAUGAAGAAAUUCAUGGUGGUGCUUUAUGUCCCUUUUCUUCUCUUCUUUUUUUAAUUAUUUCUUGGCCCUUAGUUAUCCAUUUAAAUGACUGAGAUUAAUCCUUAAUAGAUACAUUGUUAAUUCCUGUCUAUGUUUAUAUCGACCCUGAAAUAAUAAAUAUGAUUAGUUGGUUGUUUUCCCUCUUGAUAA
Molecule: messenger RNA, 1550 nt
Organism: Hevea brasiliensis (rubber tree)
Lineage: Eukaryota; Viridiplantae; Streptophyta; Magnoliopsida; Malpighiales; Euphorbiaceae
Product: glycerol kinase-like
Exons: 2
Coding region: 16-1365 (449 amino acids)
Biological process (GO): glycerol-3-phosphate biosynthetic process; glycerol metabolic process; triglyceride metabolic process
Cellular component (GO): mitochondrion
Molecular function (GO): glycerol kinase activity
Source: RefSeq, a predicted model, not a curated record